Messenger RNA from Trichobilharzia szidati, 183 nucleotides. The record is from the annotation of a GenBank genome assembly. NCBI's taxonomy places the organism in Eukaryota, Metazoa, Platyhelminthes, Trematoda, Strigeidida, Schistosomatidae.
AUUUCUUGUUCUGGUGGUCUCAAAGUAGUUGUCGGUGGACAACCGUUCCCCUGUCAAUCAGGUGUGGCAAGAAUUCAAACGAAGCAGAUUACUGGGGAGGCUAUCUGUCCACCACCAAAUGAAGUUUGUGGAGUAAGAAACAUUUACAUGGGAAAUUAUACUAUUAUAUUAUACUAUGUCUAG